AAAAGCACUAAGUUGAAGGCCCCAUGCAUUAGUUUUCCAUUGAGGCUCAGUGUUGUUUAACAUCCUCAAAUUGAAGGUAUUUCAAACGUUUGCUUUGUUUAUUGGAAUGACUACAGUAAAUAUUCUUCGUUAAUCUUUGUCCAAGUACGUCUCGUGCCGUGUGCUGAGGUAAGGGGCUCUCGCGCAAGGCUGUUUUCACCAACCAGACGACUGCAGUGGGCUCGCCUCGUGUUAUGCUCGUUCCGGGGCUCCGUGAUCAGCGGCUGUGCUCCGUACGCUGGCUGUCGGUGAAGCAGAGAUGCGCUGCCUGCCAGCUCCGUCUCUCAGGCUGAAAAGGAAAGGACUUACAAACAUAUGACUUUCUCCAGUAAAGCAGAAAAGAUGCUGAGAGGUGCGACACUUUGCUGAAACUGCCUGCUUUGGGAGGAUUGAUGUGAAGCGCAGACCAACGCACACCUCAUUCCCAGGUUCAGAUCAAUAACAAUGCAUGGCUUGUAGGCCACCAAUCAUGGCCCAAAGGAAGAGGCCUGGGACCAGCGAGGGAAACGGCAUGUCUGGUCCCGGCCCUGCCUCCUGUCCCGCCCCUCGUCCUGCAGAGUCAUGUGACCUGAAAGCCCUGCCAGCACGGCAGCGCCCACUACGCUACCACAAAGAGCCUCACAAUCCAAAACACCACCCUCACUCCUGCAGCAUCCAAUUUUCCUCUCCCAAGCCUCCUGACGGGGGCUGCGGUCAACCGGAAGAAGAUGCAGAUGCAGAUGUUGACAUGAAGCAGUACAGCAACCAAGAUGUUGACUCACAGCUUGAGAAUCAAAGGCCAGCAACUCCGUCCACGCCUGAGCAUGACCCUCAUGAGGGGGAGGAGCAUAACGACCAUGAUCAAGCAGACUUUCAUGGCGAUGCUGACAGUCUGGAUGAUGACUCCAGCUCUGACUAUAUCAACAAUACCUCAGACGAUGAGGAAGACUAUGACGAUGGACUAGCAGAGGAAGAUGAGGGAGUCACUUACUACAUUCGCUACUGCCCUGAGGAUGACAGCUACCUGGAGGGAAUGGACUGCAGCAGUCAGGGAGACUGUAACCACAGUCACAGCCAGGGCAACUGUUCAGGUACCAUUCAGCAACAUGGAUCUCAUGCUAGUGAAUGCCAGAAAGCUGAGGAAGGAUGGACAGAGGAAGGAGAGGAGGAGGCCGAGGGAGAGUUGAGAGAGGAAGAAUGGGUUGAAGAUGACGAAGGAGAAGAGGCAGCGAGAGAGGAGUGGCAAGAAGAGGAAGAAGAAGUGGUGGAGGAAUGGAGAGAGGAAAAUGAGGAGGUGCAAGAGGAAUGGAUAGAGGAGGGCCAGAUGAGGCAGGAGCACUGGGAAGAACAAGAAAGGCACAGGGUGGAGGAGUGGGGUGAGGGGGAAGGAGAGGUCCGCUGUGAGGUGGUGGAGCAAGAUCCCGAUGAACAGAUUUACAAUGGGAGACCAGAACCCAUAUUGGACCAUCACCAUCACCACCAGCCUCCGAUGCAAGACGCACACCACACCCAGCGACAUGAUCGAGAGGAGGGGCAAGAGGCAGAGAGAGAGGAGGGCUGUCCAAAUGAAGAAGAAGAAGAUGAAGAAGCCGACGAGGGGGAGAGACAUGGAAGAGCUUACACCGGAGACUAUUGCCCACCUGAAGACAAUGGGAACUCCGUGCGAGUCUCCCCGUACCGCAGCCGUAAGGUGCUGGUGGUGGAGGGGGAGACAGGGGAAGAGGCAGAGGAGGACAUUGACCAAAUUGUUGCUGAGAUCAAGAUGAGCAUGAGUAUGGGGAGUCUAAGCAGUGGCACUGACCAAAGUCCAGAGGAGCUGGCACAGGACCCUGUACCAAGUGACUAUCCUCACUCUAAGCCUGAGGCUGCAUCCUAUCCACCAGUUCACCACCGUCACGACAGCAGGCCCAAGUCCCUGAACAUCCCCUCCAUGCACCACAACAACCCUGACCUCCAGCGGGGCAUCAAGGCCCACCCACGCACUCCGGAAGAUAGACAAAGAUGGGCUCAAGAGCAGGUAAAUAAUGGUCCAGAGCAACCUAGAAAACAGCAGCGCUCCGACCUCAAUGUUCCCUUGGAGAACAACAAUGUACCGGAGCCAGCAAAGAAAGUUGCAUCCUUCCCCAGCUUUGUUGAUGUCCCUGGACCCUGCGAGCCAGAAGACCUGAUCGAUGGCAUUAUCUUUGCUGCUAACUACCUGGGCUCCACCCAGCUGCUGUCUGAGAGGAACCCCUCCAAGAACAUCCGCAUGAUGCAGGCGCAAGAGGCUGUCAGCAGGGUCAAGAGGGUUCAGAAGGCUGCCAAAAUCAAGAAAAAGGCGAACGCUGAUGGAGAUGCUCAGACCCUGACUGAGGUCGAUCUGUUUAUCUCUACCCAGAGAAUCAAAGUGCUCAAUGCAGACACACAAGAAACAAUGAUGGACAACGCACUGCGCACCAUCUCCUACAUUGCUGACAUCGGGAACAUCGUGGUGCUGAUGGCAAGGCGGCGGAUGCCUCGAACAGCCUCCCAGGACUGUAUCGAGACGACACCUGGAGCGCCUGAGGCAAAGAAGCAGUACAAGAUGAUAUGUCAUGUCUUUGAAUCCGAGGACGCUCAGCUCAUUGCUCAGUCUAUUGGUCAGGCGUUCAGUGUGGCCUACCAGGAGUUUCUGAGAGCCAACGGCAUCAACCCAGAGGACCUGAGUCAGAAGGAGUACAGUGACAUCAUCAACACACAGGAAAUGUACAAUGAUGACCUCAUCCACUUCUCCAACUCUGAAAACUGCAAGGAGCUGGUGUUGGAGAAGAGUAAAGGGGAGAUCUUGGGUGUGGUGAUCGUGGAGUCCGGCUGGGGCUCCAUUCUGCCAACUGUUAUCCUGGCCAACAUGAUGAACGGCGGUCCAGCAGCUCGCUCUGGCAAGCUCAGCAUCGGAGACCAGAUCAUGUCCAUCAACAACACCAGCCUCGUGGGGCUGCCACUCGCCACCUGUCAGGGAAUCAUUAAGGGCUUAAAGAACCAGGUCCAGGUGAAAAUGAACAUUGUCAGCUGCCCUCCGGUCACCACGGUUCUCAUCAAGAGACCUGACUUGAAGUAUCAGCUGGGUUUCAGCGUCCAGAAUGGCAUAAUAUGCAGCCUGAUGCGGGGAGGCAUCGCUGAGCGAGGCGGGGUCCGUGUGGGUCACAGGAUUAUAGAGAUCAACGGCCAGAGUGUGGUGGCCACGGCACACGAGAAGAUUGUUCAGGCGCUCUCCAACUCAGUUGGCGAGAUCCAUAUGAAGACGAUGCCGGCCGCCAUGUUCAGGCUUCUAACAGGACAGGAGACGCCCAUGUACAUAUGAGCAGCUGAGAUUCAUGUCCACGAAGGACAGGAAGACGUUCAUUUGUCUUGCAGCGAAAACUACUAGCAGAUUAGCCACCAGGAGGACGAUCACGCCUCCCCACUGAUCCCUUUUUCCCCAAAUUUUGAACUGUUUGGGCUGAAGACUUCAAUUCUUUGACAUUUCUCACUUGUCUGUGACUAACAUGCAACUGCUAUUUAACUACAGAUUUUCUCAUCCUUCUGAUCAGCUGAAGAGGAAGCAUGUGUGCGUGUGCGUGUAUGGGUGUGUGUGUGUGUGUAUUUAUUUGUCCUGUUUGUGAUUCUUUUUUGUCCUUCCAGUGAAACAGUGUGGACAGUUACUGUUUGAAUGUGCCACAGUUUAUUUUUUUUAAAUUCAUAUAAUGCAAUAUACUCAUCCUAAACUUUUUUGUAUGGUUCCGCUGAUGAUUUAUUUCCCAUGUAAAUACACAAUUUGCAAAUUUUGCGAGGGAAGGCGGCUGCCGUGGCGACAGCAGAGCCAGCAUCUGCACUGUAAAUAUUUCCUGAGAUGGAGGCAGACCACAAAGGUGGCAAAGGCACAAAUACAUCUGAGAUAUCAUAUUAGUUUCCAGUGAAAAGGGUGAGGAUUUAUGUGUUUGAAAAUGCCGAGCUAAUGUACUGUACAUGUGAAUCAAACCAAUGCUCCCAGCAGAGGUUUAUGGGAGAAACGCCAUAUCCUAAGUUCAAGGCAAUACACAAAAUUCAACCUCGAAAAAAAAAAAAGUCUUUUUUAAAUUACAUGUACAUUUCACCAUCAAAAAAGUUUGAAACUGCAUUAAUUUUUCUUUGAGGUACAUGAGGUCACAUGUAUGAAUGAUGUUGUUUUGUUUGUGCGCUCACCUCCUGUAUGCUCAUCUUUGGAGUUCUGACUGAAGCUCAUGCUUACUAAUGAGUGGACCGUGAAUGUAAAUGUGUUACGUGAGCUGUCGCAUUGCCAUCUGCAGUAUUAGAAUGUCUGUACAUAAAAAUAGAAAUUGUCUAGUGUUGUGCUCACGUUAAGGAACAAAACACACAAGUCUCUGCAAACAUCCACCAGACUUUACGUUGGACUCCAGGCUUCAGGGGAAACAAAGCGAAACAGAAAGACGUGAAUCACAUGCUGACAGGGAAAAAAAGCUCUUGCCAUGGAGUAACGGUCUAUCAACGCAUUGUAGUAAAUUUUACCCGUAUGACAUUAUCUGUGUGCAUGCCUCGUAAAAGUAGCUUCUCAUGUCAUUGUGGCAAAACAAUAAAAUACUGAGCUAAA
Messenger RNA from Gambusia affinis (western mosquitofish), 4603 nucleotides. It is a transcript of the gene apba2b, whose product is annotated as amyloid beta (A4) precursor protein-binding, family A, member 2b. Gene Ontology annotation, cellular component: cytoplasm; plasma membrane; dendritic spine. The transcript has 15 exons. Bases 488 to 3337 code for a protein of 949 amino acids. The record is from RefSeq and is a predicted model, not a curated record. Gene Ontology annotation, biological process: chemical synaptic transmission. NCBI's taxonomy places the organism in Eukaryota, Metazoa, Chordata, Actinopteri, Cyprinodontiformes, Poeciliidae. Gene Ontology annotation, molecular function: protein binding; amyloid-beta binding.